ACCAGGUGAUGAUUCGGCACUCAGUGGCAUCCAUCUUCUCUGCAGACAGAUUGAUAACAUGGCCAACCUGAGAAUCAUCUCCUCGUCUGAAGGAGGAUGGGGAAGCUGGACAGCUUACCAGUCAUGUGGCGGUGAUGCAUACCUCAAAUCCUUCAAGCUCCGUGUCGAAACUGACCAACGAGUGGGGGAUGACACCGCUGCCAACAACAUCAUGUUCUACUGCUCCAAUGGCAAAACCCUGACAGGGCACGGCCUGACCUGGGGCACUUGGGGCAGGGGGAGCAGUACCUGUCACAGGGGCAUCUGUGGCAUCAAGACCAAGGUGGAAGAAGCACAGGGCUGGGGGGAUGACACGGCCCUGAAUGAUGUCAGGUUCACAUGCUGUUAAUUAAAGCAUCAACACAACGAUGUUUGCUCAGUCAUUGGUAGAAUCCGCUGACAAGUUACAUUAACUGGUUCUAAAUGGGUGUUGACUAAAAUGUGAACUUAACAUACGAAUAAAGAGUCUGAAGCAUUACUCAAUGAGU
Engraulis encrasicolus (European anchovy) is the source of this 527-nucleotide messenger RNA. RefSeq names its product vitelline membrane outer layer protein 1 homolog. The transcript has 2 exons. NCBI's taxonomy places the organism in Eukaryota, Metazoa, Chordata, Actinopteri, Clupeiformes, Engraulidae. The coding region runs from base 59 to 388 and encodes 109 amino acids. The record is from RefSeq and is a predicted model, not a curated record.